AUGGACCCCGCGGUGCCCAGGGCCACGCUGAAGGUGCUGGCGCUGUGCGCGGCGCUGCUGGUGCUGGUGGCGGCGGUGACGGUGGCGGUGGCGGUGAUGGUUUGGCGCUCCGAGGCCGUGGGGAAGCUGCGGGGGUGCCGGGAGCGGGCGGCCAACGAGAGCCGGGAGCUCGGGGAGCGCGUGGUGGAGCUGGAGCGGGAGCGAGCGCGGCUGCAGCGGGAGGAGGAGGCGCUGAGGAGGGAGCUCGCCCGGGCACGCGGGGACGGCAGGAGGGGCAAUGCCAGCCUGGUGUCCUGCCGGGAGCGGGUGGCCAGGCUGGAGGCCAAUGUCACAGCGCUGGGGGACGAGGUGGUGGCCCUGCGGCGCGAGAGGGCGGAGCUGGCCGGGGACAAGGUGGCCCUGCAAGAGGAGGUGGCGCGGGGCGCGGGGCUGGCGCGGGGGCUGCGGCGGCGGCUGGAGGAGGCGCUGGAGCAGCAGCGGGCGCUGCGGGAGCGCGGGGAACGCUGCGAGAGCCGCCAGAGAGAGCUCCAGGACACCCUACGGGAUUACGCGGCGGAGGUGGAGGCGCUGCGGCGGCGGGGGAGGGACCGAGCGACCGGGAGAAGGAAGGAAACGGCAGUAGCUGAGAAUGGAUUCGGGAGCGACACCAUCCCGGCCAUCGCAGACACUUCCCGGUCCCCAGGGAGCGCGGCGCAGCCAGAGGGCAGGAAACAGCCCACGGCUCGGGGAACAAUAGUCCCGCCGCCAACAGAAGCUGCACCGUGA
Myiozetetes cayanensis is the source of this 765-nucleotide messenger RNA. RefSeq names its product FYVE and coiled-coil domain-containing protein 1-like. The coding region runs from base 1 to 765 and encodes 254 amino acids. Lineage: Eukaryota; Metazoa; Chordata; Aves; Passeriformes; Tyrannidae. The transcript is spliced from 6 exons. The record is from RefSeq and is a predicted model, not a curated record.